AUGUUGAAUAAUUUCAUUAUAAUCAUAAAUGAAAAUGAAGUAUUUCUUUUAAAUAAAGGAAAUAUGACAAUCGAUAAAGUUCGUUCAAUUCCAUGGCAACAAUGGUUUUCUUGUACAUGUUCUGAUACUUCUCUAUAUUUAUCAACAAAAUAUUUUUUUAAAAGAUGGUCAUCUCCUGAUUUAUGUACAAAUGAUGAGGCAAUUGAUGGUAUUGUUUAUAAUGAUAAUAAACUUGCUUUAAUGAUUAGUAAUGAUGCAAAAAAAAUUUUACGUAUUGAAUUAAGAUCUGCUACAACAUUUGAUCGUAUUUUGUCACUUCUACUUGAUAUUGUUUAUAAUGAGAAACAAGCAUAUCGAUUUUGUUCAAUUAAUCAUAAUGAAUAG
Molecule: messenger RNA, 384 nt
Organism: Rotaria sp. Silwood2
Lineage: Eukaryota; Metazoa; Rotifera; Eurotatoria; Philodinida; Philodinidae
Source: the annotation of a GenBank genome assembly